Molecule: messenger RNA, 2360 nt
Organism: Octopus sinensis (East Asian common octopus)
Lineage: Eukaryota; Metazoa; Mollusca; Cephalopoda; Octopoda; Octopodidae
Exons: 1
Coding region: 298-1785 (495 amino acids)
Biological process (GO): monoatomic anion transport; transmembrane transport
Molecular function (GO): transmembrane transporter activity
Source: RefSeq, a predicted model, not a curated record
AUUAACACUAAGCUUACGGGUUUACAUGUCUAUAUUUAUCGAUAAUGAAAUGCACCAAGCUACUCUGAAAUAUAUUGACAUUAAGAUAUCUUAAUCAAAAGGUUUGAACAUCAGAUUUCAUCUGGUUAAAUAUGCACUUUAGAGACCAAACAACCAUCAUUAAUUUUAUGAAAUGAAGCUGCGCACAGGAAAGUAAUAGUUUGCUCAUUUUCGGUGUCUCUCUUUUACUGUUUCAUUCAAUAUUUAAAAAUUACAUCACACAUCUCUUAAAAUAAUUGGAAGUUGAAGUUAACAAAAAUGUCUCAAUUUACGCUCUGGAUAAAGCGUUAUUCUUCUUGUCGUUGGAGACUAUGUUAUGCCUGUGCUGCUGCUAGUCUUUUGAUGCAAACAUUAAGAGUUAAUCUAAGCAUGGCAUUUGUUUGUAUGUUGAAACCACUCAAUCGUACGACUGAGGAAGUUAGCUUUACUGCAAACGAACAUCGUUGUUCUGCAUUGCAUAAUUAUUCAUCAAAUCGAAAUUAUGAAGGAGAGUUUGAAUGGAGUGACAAAUUACAAUCAAACAUGCUAGCUGGUUACUUUUAUGGAUAUAUAGGGACUAACAUUGUCGGUGGUUUAUUGGCAGAUAAAUAUGGUGGGAAAAGAGUUCUGGGGGCUUCAUUUCUCUCAUCAUCAAUUUUGACCAUUCUCCACCCAAGUUUAUCACGAGUUAGUGGCUACUUUACUCUUGUCCUACGGAUAUUAACAGGUGUGGUAUCGGGGCCGAUCUAUCCUGCACUUCAGUCCUUAUUUGGACGCUGGGCUCCUUCACAAGAAAUUAGUUUAUUGAUUGCCAUUAUAUUUGCCGCCCAGUAUUUAGGUAGUAUUUUAUGUCUUUCGAUAUCAGGUUACCUUUGUGUGUAUGGGUUUGAUAAUGGAUGGGGUUCUAUAUUUUACAUAUUUGGUGGAAUAUGUUUGGUUUUUAGUUGUGUGUGGUUUUAUGUAGUUUACGAUAAUCCAGACGUCCAUCCCACUAUCAGCGAAGAAGAAUAUUCUUACUUAAGCAGAACUAUAGUGAGUGAAAAAGUAGUUAAAAAUGUACCCUGGAAACGGCUGUUCUCUUCACCUGCAGUUUGGGCCAUCAUUUUUGGUUGGUUUGCUUAUUGUUGGACUACUCUAGCUUUCCAGGUGUUGUUACCUCUUUAUGUGAAAGAAGCUUUAAACGUUAAUACAACAUCCAACGGUUUAAUGUCGUCUGUCACUGCAGUUGGGCAAAUAAUUGCUCUACCGUUUUGGGGAAAAUGCGCAAAUAUUAUACUUUCAAAGAAAUAUCUGUCAACUCGUUCUGUUCGAGUUUUAUUCCACACUUUUUCUAUGUUAGGUUCAGCAAGUCUGUUAAUCGCGAUAGGAUUCCUCGGAUGUGGCAAAAACACUUUAAUAAUUAUCCUGUUGUUUCUUAGUGGUAUAACUCUAUCCUUUUCCAGUGGUGGUGUUACCGUCAACAAUAUUGACAUUGCCCCAAAUUAUGCAGGCGUUGUAUUUGGAAUUGCCAACGCUUUUGGAACAGCAGCCGGCAGUAUUAGUACGGUGUCUGCAAAAGCUCUCACUCCAAAUGGUACACUAGAAGAAUGGCAGAUCGUGUUAGCCUUGUUUGCUGCUGUAUGUGUAGCUGGUGCAAUAUUGUUUGCGAUAUUAGCAAGAGGAGAAGUCCAAGAUUGGGCGCGUAUAGAGGGAACUGAAUCGCUUGAAAAUUCCAAAACAGCGAAUGUUAACUUAAUACCUAUUUCUUUAUUACCCACAAGGGGCUAAACACAGAGAGGACAAACAAGGACAGACAUAGGUAUUAAGUCGAAUACAUCGACUCCAGUGCGUAACUGGUACUUAGUUAAUCGACCCCGAGAGGAUGAAAGGCAAAGUCGAUCUCGGCGGAAUUUGAACUCACAACGUAACAGUAGACGAAAUACGGCUAAGCAUUUCGCCCGGCAUGCUAACGAUUCUGCCAGAAUACCUUAGCAAUAGCACACAAGAAUGUAUACAUUAAUAUCUUCUAUAAUUUUACAAAUCCUUUCAAAACUAGCGGCACCCGUGGAAGCUCCACAGUAUAGGUCAGUAUAUUAGAAAAACUAAUAUAUUAAACACAAACAAGGGCAUUUAAAAAAUUCGUUUGAAAUCUUGCCAUUUAAUCAAAACUUUACUUAUAAUCGAAAUGAACUCAGAAGAUGUUGCUUAUUUACUUUCUUUUAAUAUCUUUGAGAGACAGAAAUGCUGUGAGCUGGCAGAAUCGUUAGCACGCUCGAGCACAAUGCUGCGUCCGUCUUUGCGUUCUGAGUUCAAAUUCUGCCGAGGUUGACUUUGCUUUUCAUCCUAUCAGGGUCGAUAAAAUA